UGCACUGCCCUUUUACAAUAGUUAUAAUUUCCGUGUGUGUUCAUUAUUCGUUGCUAAUUUUUGUUUUAACUCUUUUAGUUCGUAAAUAAACUAAUUCAAGCGCAAACAAGUUUCAUCAAGUUUUUCAAAGUUGUAUGUAUGCUCUAAGGGAACUCUACACCAUGCUUUGUAUUUUGCGUGGGUGACAGUGUCCUCAUCCACUUGGACUCUACAACAGAGGUAGUUUAGAGAGUCAUGUACAAAUACCAAGGAUUCAUCGAAGAAAUAACACUGUCGUCUGACGAUUCGCUGGACGAUAAGCUUGUUAUUUGUGAUAAUAGUAAAAGUUCUCGAAACAAUAAUGCGUGUGCAAAUGCAGUGAAUUGUACACCCGCGCUCAACUUUAGUACAACAAUAAUCAACAUAAGAGGAAAAAACAUUAACGAAAGUCAUCUGCAGUACUCGUCCACAAAGAGUUCAGAUGCCUCAAAAACGCGUCAGUCUGGUUCUCCUGAUAUUAUUACCUUGGAUGAUGAAUGGGAUAUCAGUGGGAAAAGUUUUAACGAAAAGCAGUACAGCGAAAAAUAUAAAGAAUAUUACGGCAAUAAUAAAGAAAGCAAUAGUAUUAAUGAUCCAGUCAGUAACGUAAAUCAAGAAAAAUUAAAAAAUAAUGCAAAUAGAGGACAACAUUCGGCUGGCUCAAAAACUGAGAAUUGUAACAAUAAGCAAUAUAAUGAGACUUCUAAAACAUUCAACAUAAAUAAUGGAGAAAAGUGUAAUGUUGCCGAUAGUCGUGUGGGCAUAAAUACGUUAUUAUUGAGCUUGAAAAAAGAAACUUUCAAAGAACAAGAAAUGACAGAUGAAGAGUGCGAUAAAAACGACAAAGACGUCAACCUUGCCAUGGGUAAAUUUGAAAAAGUUGCAUAUCCAAUUAAAGCUGCUAAAAUUCGUACAAAGAGAUUUAUGCGUUUAUUUUGUACCAAGUGUGAUAUUUCUCUGCGUUACCAAAAAAAAUCCGACCUGGUUUUAAAAGGAACAGCCCGCUGUCGCAAGUGCUUCGAAAUUUUGAGCUAUCAAUGCAAAAUUUGCAAUGGAAAGUUCUCAUCUUGGUUAAACCUAAUUAGUCACUUGAAACAUGAUUGUAUACCAGACGAAUUCUGGCGCUGCGUUCAAUGUGAUUAUGUGACAACGUCGCAAGAUUGUCUUCUGGGUCACGUCAAAAAAUUUCAUGAUCUGCAAAAUCCUGAGCGCAGCAAAAAGACGUGCAAAUUAGGUACUAAAUUGGCCAGGCCCACGAUAAACCGUGAAGGUAGUAGCAAGUCAAUGAGGAUCAACAAAAGAAAAUCGAAAAAACCCGUGCCCACAUUGUCAAGCAGUUUUUCUACUGGUGCUGUAUCUCGGGAGAAAGAUGAUGUUUUUGAUGAUGAAAAAUCACUUUUGCAAUACUGUGCCGUGUGCAUAAAAAAUACAAACAUCAAAAAGCCAUACAACAAUAAAAAUUGCUUGGACUGCAACAGUCCAUUGUUUUGGCAGUGCGUUUUUUGUGAUCAUAGAAGCAAAUCAUACUGUGGUAUUUUUGAUCAUGUACAAAACGAGUGCAAUAAAUUAUGUUUUUUUUGCGAUAAAACAUUCUCUAAAAGAGAUGAAUUGAACGAACAUCAGAAUUCGUGUUCAGUUCCCUCUCUUAGUUUUUUAUUCACCAACAACAGCCUCACAUACAGGUAA
Molecule: messenger RNA, 1704 nt
Organism: Copidosoma floridanum
Lineage: Eukaryota; Metazoa; Arthropoda; Insecta; Hymenoptera; Encyrtidae
Source: RefSeq, a predicted model, not a curated record